AUGGGCAAAAAUCUGUGGCUUCGCUUGCUAUCUGUUCCUCAGGUUGCCCAGCAUUCUUUUUCACCCAGCAACAGUCCUGCCCAAGAAAAUAUAGCUCUGGAUAAACCAGCAAGUCAGAGUUCAUAUGAAUCCAUCUGGUGGAAAAAUGCCUCACUUGCUGUAGAUGGGAAUCUUAAUCAGGGUGCCCGGGCAGUAAACUGUAUGUUUACAGGAACCGGUUAUCCCUCAACUUGGUGGCAGGUGGACCUGGGUAGAGAAUACUACAUACACAAGUUAGCGGUCCACUUCAGAACAUCGCAAAUAUAUCGCAGAAAUGGUGUUGAGGUGUACAGCUCUGUUCGUGAAAACCCGAAACCCACUGGUCACCUGUGUGGUUCAGCAACACGGUUCAGUCCACAUGUGACGUGGAUGACAUGUAACAACACAGCUAGAUACAUCACACUCUACCAAGACACAAACAAUGGAGACACAGCCAUGAAUUUCUGUGAAGUUCAAGUAUUUAGUAAGUAUUUCUUUUAA
Messenger RNA from Gigantopelta aegis, 519 nucleotides. RefSeq lists its product as uncharacterized. The transcript is spliced from 3 exons. Lineage: Eukaryota; Metazoa; Mollusca; Gastropoda; Neomphalida; Peltospiridae. The record is from RefSeq and is a predicted model, not a curated record. The coding region runs from base 1 to 519 and encodes 172 amino acids.